CUCGAGCGAGUGCACAUGCCAGCUUGAACUGCUGCAAGCAAGCCCUAUGCGGAUUCGCCCAACGUAAAUCUUCGUGAACCUGCUGAGGCUGCCAGACGUAUAUACUGUAUUACUUAGGACUCCCGUUGCAUCACGUCGCUUCAGUUCCGAGAACAACCGUCGACGUGCUUGAGAUUACACACCGCUCUCCAGCAGCUUACUGGGCAUGACUGAUUUCCGGGCUAGUCGAGAAGAUCGCAAGCGGCCUGUGAUUGCAGAGGAAGGAGAGGCUGCUUCCGAACAUCCAUAUCCUUCUAAACGGUUAAACAAUAGCAGCAACUUCCUGGACCAAGCUUUACGUGUCGAUCCAGCGAGCAUCGAGGCGGACAAUCGUGGGCGUCGCCGCUCGGGGGAUGUUGCAGCAAAGCUAGAGUCCGAAGCAGAAGAAGAUCCGGAUGGCGGGAUAGCAGGUUCCAAUGUCCUGAACUACCAAAAGCUAGCGAUAUGGCGGCAAAUGCAACAUUAUAAGCGCGAGAGUGCGGCUGCUUCUGAGAAAAUAGAGAAAUUGGAAGAGCGACAGCAUUUUUACGAAUCGAGCCUUGCUGUAGCAAAUCACUAUGUACACAAGGUGUUUGAAGAUGUGCAAGCGUUUUUACAGCGUCUGGAAGACCACGAAAUCGGAAGUGUAAAUGGGCUGAAAGCAGGUUCUCGCGUCGAAGCAGAAGGAGAAUCAGCACCGUCUGCUUUACUGGAAGUCAUAGCGGAGCCUCGUUUCCCAGAGGAGGAUGUGGACCUUUUCCUGAAAGAAAAGUGGAGCGCGACAAACGAGGUUCUCGCAGCAUUGCUCAAGCGUGUUGAUGCUACCGCAUCGCAUGGUUCCGUUACGCGACCAUUAAGUGAGAAGGCGGACUUGGAUGGGUUACAAGCAAAGCUGCAUACGCUCUCCGCACAGAAUCGGACGUUGGAAAGCGAACUCCACAAACGGGAACGACUGGUGAAAGACCUCAAAAUGGAUCUUUCGGAAGCUUCCAAUCGCGCCAUGAAACUGGAACGAAAGCUGGAUCGAAUCAGCACCAGUUCAAAUGGCGCUAAAGAGCACGUGGAUUCCGUUGACGACAAGCCCCGUCCGGCAGAUCCUGACGAUGAAUCGAUGGCCGCGAUUUCUGAGUUGCGGUCGGUAGAAAUAGCAAAAUUGAGCGCUGAAAAAAGAAAACUGAUGGAGGAACUGGAUCAGACUCACUUGAAGUAUUCAAAUAGAUCGCUGCACGACGAUCAGAUCCGAGAGUCCCAUAUUUAUCGAAACCUUGAGGAGGAAUAUAAGUAUCAUCUUAGUGAAAACGAGGUCCUCAAACAGCGGCUGGAAAGAAUGACCGGGGAGAUUGAGGAAUAUCGAGCGGAGCGGACGAAGUUUGCCGAAGAACUGGAAGCCGAGCAUAUCACCAGACGAAAAGUGUUGGAAACGGAGAUGCGUAGACUUGAGAGUGAUUUGACACGGGUUCGCGGAAACCGGGAUCAGCUGCAGCACAAUCUGGAUUUACGGUGUGCCAAAGACAAUGUCGAGAUUGCUCAACUACAGGAGAUCAGGGUUCUUGCCAACGCCAGAAAAGACAGGAUUACAUGCUUAGAGGCCGACAUUCUAAGAUUGAAAUUACACCUGGCGGCAAAUCUUGGAGACAAAGCUCUUCUCCUUUUCUUCGAAGAGAAUCCGGAGGGGAAUCCGUUGGCGGACUUGCGACAGCGGCUGAAGGAUGCCCAGUCGCGAAUACGUUCACUGGAAAACGAAACUCAAUCGCGAGACCGAUAUUCCGACACGAGAAAUUCCGAUAGCGAUCGACGCAGUUAUCGGCACGAUUUAGAGAGUCUACAGUCUAAUCUGGACAAAUAUCGACGGUGGUUUGGAGAUGCGAAUCCAGAUUCCGACCCGACCAAAAAACUGGUUGGCCGGGUAGAGCAGUUAGAAAAGGAUCUAGAGCAGAAAACGCUGGCGUUGGAGACCUUGAAGAAGACGGAGGCUCGGCUAGCGGAAGAGUUCGAUCAAUUAGGUGCAGCGUGGACAGAGCUCGAGGAACAAUGUACCCGGAAGGUGCUCAACUCAUCGGAGAAGGAGGAUCAUAUUCUUCGCCUGGUUGCAGAAAGGACAAAAUUCGACCAGAAAUGCGCAAUGAUGUCGAAGGAUCAGUUGACGAGCGGAAACCUCAUCAUCGCGUUGCGGAAACAGGCGGAGAAGCAGCUCGACCACAUCAAUGUCCUUGAGCAACGGGAGAAGAAUCUGUCACAACAGCUGCACACUUUGGAGCGGGAAGUGGUUGCGCAUAAAAGUUUCUUCGAGCAACAAACGAGAAAAGAGGCAGACUUCAUGCGGCAGCUAGCGCAGUAUAAGGACGUGGAGCGGCAAUGGACUGCCAAAUAUGAGAAUGUGUCAACAUUGCUGAAGAAACGGAUAGCAGCACAAGAAACGGAGGCACAGGCUCGACGCCAAGCCGAAGAGCGGGUCAUGGUGUUGCAAAAGAAGAUGGAGAAGCAACGCAAAGUGGAGCCCACCACGCCUGCGGACUCGAGCACGUCGAAGGAAUUGGAGCAAUUGCGGAUGCUGCUUCGGUGCAGCAGCUGCGUAACGAAUCUGAAAUCUCAUGUGCUACUGAAAUGCAUGCACACAUUUUGCAAGGACUGCAUCGAUCACCAAGUCACGUCACGGCAACGCAAGUGUCCAACGUGCGGCCUUACGUUCGCGCAUCAAGAUGUGCGCCAAGUUUAUCUCUGAAUGAACGACAUGUAUUCAUUCGCCACAGGAAUCAGCUCAGUACAAUUUUGAACACUCCCCCUCCCUCCCUCCCUCGCAUGCGAAAU
Fimicolochytrium jonesii is the source of this 2826-nucleotide messenger RNA. RefSeq lists its product as uncharacterized. NCBI's taxonomy places the organism in Eukaryota, Fungi, Chytridiomycota, Chytridiomycetes, Spizellomycetales, Powellomycetaceae. Gene Ontology annotation, cellular component: HULC complex; nucleus. The transcript is spliced from 16 exons. Gene Ontology annotation, molecular function: ubiquitin protein ligase activity; metal ion binding. The coding region runs from base 206 to 2740 and encodes 844 amino acids. The record is from RefSeq and is a predicted model, not a curated record.